Vicugna pacos (alpaca) is the source of this 3789-nucleotide messenger RNA. It is a transcript of the gene MGLL, whose product is annotated as monoglyceride lipase. NCBI's taxonomy places the organism in Eukaryota, Metazoa, Chordata, Mammalia, Artiodactyla, Camelidae. The record is from RefSeq and is a predicted model, not a curated record.
CUCUGUGUCCCCGUGCCGGCUCCCGAGCCAAGCCGCCGGCGGCACCUCCAGGGACAGAGCGGGUUUGCACUCCCUGCACUGGCGGAGACCGGCCGGCAGCAAAGUUUGUGGGGAGCCCGGGUGACUUUGCUCAGGGACCCGCAUUUGUGCGAGGGCCUGGGCGCGUGGGGCUGGUUCCUCAGCUUCCCGGGCACCCUUCUCUAAGCCUCGGGGUUUGUUUAGGAAAAGUGAUGCUGAACUAGUAGGGGGGGCUCGCAGGCGCCGCCUCCCCGCCUCGCCGAGGGAGGGCGGCCCCAGAGAGCCGAGCCAGGCUCCGCGCCCCGAAAGCCCAGGCACGAUCUGGGGGGUAGGGCGCAGGGUGGGGCGCAGGGGCGUGGGGCGCCCUGCAGGCCGCCCUGGGACCGGGAAGAUGAGGGAACAGCCCUUCCUUGACUGGCUCUGACUUGGGAGGCUGUGUGGUUGAGGAACGCAAAAGCCAGGACGUGAUGGAAACAGAACCUAAGGAUUCUUUCAGAAUGCCGGAGGAAAGUUCUCCCAGGCGGACCCCGCAAAGCGUUCCCUAUCGGGAGCUCCCUCACCUGGUGAAUGCUGACGGACAGUACCUCUUCUGCAGGUACUGGAAACCCUCGGGCACACCCAGGGCCCUGGUCUUUGUGUCCCAUGGAGCCGGGGAGCAUUGCGGCCGCUAUGAUGAGCUGGCUCGGAUGCUGGUGGGCCUGGGGCUGCUCGUGUUUGCCCACGACCACGUCGGCCACGGGCAGAGCGAGGGGGAGAGGAUGGUCGUGUCUGACUUCCAGGUCUUCAUCAGGGAUGUGUUGCAGCACGUGGACCUGGUGCAGAAGGACCACCCCGGGCUUCCGGUCUUCCUUCUGGGCCACUCCAUGGGAGGGGCCAUUGCCAUCCUGACGGCCGCGGACAGGCCGGGCCACUUCUCCGGCAUGAUUCUGAUUUCCCCGCUGGUUCUCGCCAACCCCGAGUCCGCAACAACCUUCAAGGUCCUUGCUGCGAAAGUUCUCAACCUUGUCCUGCCAAACAUGUCCCUGGGCCCGAUCGACUCCAGCAUGCUCUCGCGAAAUAAGGCAGAGGUGGACCUCUACAACACGGACCCCCUCAUCUGCCGGGCGGGGCUCAAAGUGUGCUUUGGCAUCCAGCUGCUCAACGCCGUGUCGCGGGUGGAGCGGGCCCUCCCCAAGCUGACCCUGCCCUUCCUGCUGCUGCAGGGCUCUGCCGACCGCCUGUGCGACAGCAGAGGGGCCUACCUGCUCAUGGAGUCCGCCAAGAGCCAGGACAAGACGCUUAAGAUUUACGAAGGUGCCUACCACGUCCUCCACAAAGAGCUUCCUGAAGUAACCAACUCUGUCUUCCGUGAGAUAAACACGUGGGUCUCCCAAAGGACAGUGGUGGCGGGGACGGGGUCCCCACCCUGAAUGUCUUGGCCGGCCGGCGGGCCACGGCCUGGGAAGUAGGCAGAGAACGGGCAGGAGCUGGCUUCUCAGAUGUGGCUUGCCAACAAACAAAACAAAUUGGAGGACUCCCUAGCACAAUUAAAAAUAAAGUCUUGUCGCCUGCCAGGCUGUCCACCACUGGGUCUGCCUUCACGGGUGGACACUGUGCAAAAGCAGAGAAGGUCACAGCAUCUCCCAGACAAGAGACUGUGCUGGAAGGCCCUAGACAGCAGAGCCCUGCCCGGCCUCUCCCACCCCACAGGGCACCCAGGACUCCAGUGUCCUAGACGCCCACACCGGCUGCAAUAACAACUGGGGGCCCCCACCCCCACCCCACGCUGGGGCCCCUCUCUGGCCGAGAGAUGCCGGGCGGCAUCUAGUCCCCGGGCCGAUUCACCUGCCCUCCGAGGCCCAGAAAUGCCCGCCUGUCCUCAGAAUUUAUCUCCACCCACAACCGUGUCACUCCUUGUCUGCGGGGGCUGCGAGUGGUUUUGGGCAGGUGGGGCUUGGCCCAGAAGGAGGCGUCCGUGGGGACCCUUGCUCCCCUUCCGUGUGCGCAGCGUGUCAGGACAGUCUCUCCUCGCUGACUAGUGUUACCUGACAGCCUGGGAGGACGGUUGUGUGGAAGAGAAUGGCUGACAUAAUGUCAAUUCCAAAGCAGAGACUGCUGGGUGGGAACGAGGGGCGUGAAGGUUGGUGCCUGGGCUCCGUGCAGCCCCCCAGUCCCGCCUGCCCGGCCAGCCAGCCUGGGAUCCUCCUACCUCUGGCGGCGAGGAGGUCCCCAUGCGGAGGCCUGGCCACACUGCAGGCUUGAGGCUGUGACUGGAGGGGCCGCCCAGCGGCCUGUCUCUCGGUGCCAAGCCCAUCCACCCUGGCCCUCACUUGUGCCAGCAAUAAAUGGGGUCCCCGCCCCCGCGGGCUACUUCCACUUUCAGAUGGGAUGCGCGGUUACCUCAUGAGGCCCCGACUGCAGACAUGACCAUGGGUGGGGGCCCCAAGGCCACGGGCCCUCUGACAGGCGCCCACACAACCUUCCGGGGCUGGUUCUGGGUCCACCCAGGGCCCUGCCCACACGUGUGGAGCCAGAGCUGGUCACUGUAAGCGUUCGCGUUCUGCUGCCCUGCCCCUCGGGAGGGGACAGGCCCGGUCCUCACAGAGAGGGGCUUCAUUGCCCCAUCUUCCUUCCCUGACUUCUCUUGGGAGCAGAAGAUCAUGGAGAAGGUGCACAGAGGAGCCGGGCCUGCUGCUCCCCGGGCAGCCUUGGGGGUGUUUCUGCUCCUUGGCUGACCAACAGCAGAAACUCCACCGCAAACCAAGACCCAGGCCUGGGGUCCUCGCCCAGCUAUGAGCUGUGACAGGCAGGUCACAUAGAGCCCCACACCUCCUGCCCGCCUCCCCAGGAGCAUGCGACGGCUCGGCCGUCUCCCAAGUUCACUGUCAGGCAUGUGGUCUGACCAGGAAUCUUUCGAUGCAUGAAUUUAUUUAUAUGAAAGUUCUUACAGAGGCACCUUCAGUUGCAUUUACAGAUCUCGUUAAAGAAUUGCCCAUGAUUAAAAGAAAAAAGUUAUUUGAAACCGAGACUGUUUCCUAACCAGGAGAGGACACAGCAGGUGGCUGUGCUGGGAGGACGUCCCCUGUGUCCCAGGAGUGCGUGCGGCGGGGUCUGGGGGUCUGGACAGGGCUGCGCGCCUCCUUUCCCCGCAGUGCUGAGUGAGUCCAGAACCCAGCUCAUUUGGCGGGCCACCCAGAGCGCCACAGCCGCUGUCACAGUGCUGCAGGGGGUGGGUUUGGAGGAUGCGAGGUCACAAUGGCCUGGCCUCCAGGUGAGAGCAGGACAGAGGUCAGGGAGGUGCCCUGGACAUGAAGCAGAUCCAAACGCCACCUAGGGGGAUGGACGCAGUACUGGGGACUCGGCCCAAGCACACAUAUGAACACAGCGCCGUCCAAAACUCAGAGGCCAUGUGGGCCACACGGAAACCGGUUUCAUAGCUGAAAAUCUUCCUAGGACAAGGGGUCGCCAGGGCCUGUGCCUUUGCAGGGAGGGGGCGGGCAUGCAGCAGACACCCCAGCUUCCCCCGCAGCUCUGGGGCCCUGGGGCUCACAGAAGGAGCUGUGAAGGACGUUCUGGAAACCCCUGCAGGGCCCCACGCUCCCUUUUCUUCCCCACUGACCGCUCACACACACCCGUUAGGAUCACAAGGAUUUUCCAGGCGAUUUACUGGUUUUUUCGUCACUGCAGCUCAGCCACACCCCACCUGUAUGCUGUUAGCGCGUUACCAGUUUAGAACUAUUAAAGGACUGGUGUACACCAUAGCUAACCCUAAUAAACCAGAUGCUUUCUGAC